Zeugodacus cucurbitae (melon fly) is the source of this 1425-nucleotide messenger RNA. RefSeq lists its product as uncharacterized. The record is from RefSeq and is a predicted model, not a curated record. Bases 338 to 955 code for a protein of 205 amino acids. The transcript is spliced from 2 exons. NCBI's taxonomy places the organism in Eukaryota, Metazoa, Arthropoda, Insecta, Diptera, Tephritidae.
GUUGCAACAUUGGCUUUGGAUUCAAAAUUCACCACAAAAUUUUACCACGGUGAUUUCCAAACAAAUUCUAGCAAAUUUCCAACAACAAUGAUGUCAAUAUAUCUAACAGACAUCGGCGUGAUAUAAUUUACAUAAACAACUGUGAUAAAAAAUUUUAACAUCGGCACUCUUUAAUACAUAUUCACCACACUCAAUUGCUGCAAUUUACAAAAGUAUACUUUUUAUACAACAAUCAAGUUAUAUAAUUUACAACAACAUAUAUAUAUAUAUAUCAAAUCAACAAUCAGAACUCUUCAUUUGUGUAACAACAUAAUACCAUCAAGUUCUCAUACAUUUCAUGACCACAUCAGCAUCAGCAUAUGUAAAUAUGGAUAGCGAUAUGCCCACUACACCAACGCCAGCCGUGCGGUCAACAAUCCACGUAACACGCACGGGGCCCACUCCAGCCCCUCGCAACCCUGCGACCAUAGCGCCACCAACCGCUGCCCGUGCAUCGCGCACGAACCCGACGCCGGUACCAGCAGGUCUGCAGCGCACCCGAUGCCCCCUUUGUCGGCGCCCACAUCGGUUGCCACACUGCAGCAUAUUCAAGAAGAUGCUACCGCUGCUACGACAACAGGUCGCCCAGGCACAUGGCCACUGCCUGAAUUGCUUGGCGACUACCCACUCCACGCCGGAGUGUACUUCCAGCUAUGGGUGCCAAAUAUGCAUGCGGAUGCAUCACACCCUCCUACAUCGAGAUGGCGGACAACAACCCGCCCCCCAUGACCGUGGUACAAACCGACGCUCGCAGACGAACCAUGUUGCACGUAGGCAACCUCAGCAUUCUCGCAGUCGACGCCCACACUAUAGCCCAUUCACGCGCCGCCGUCCACACAGGUCGCCGUCUCGCCGGUCCACUGGGCUCAGCAAUGUGGUGGCCACUUUACAGCAGUUGCAACGACUACUAGGCUAAUUACUCGCCUAGGGGGGCCGGGAUGUCCAAAUGAGUCUCAGCCAACACACCAGACACACCAUCACACCACAUUUUUUAAUCUAACACACAACACUGACAUCAUCACCACACCACAUUUUACACCACGUUCUAACACCCACACAAUGAUACCACCCACUCAAGAGAGCAGCACACACCAAUGCGCAAACUAUACGCCAACCCAAAAGAACAAAAGGACAGACAACAUGAUCGGACAGGCUCUUGCGCUACGAUAUCGGUCCGAGACGCACGAAUCCCUUAGGCGAAUUUUCACGUUUUUGGCAGUCAUCCCGUUCGAAAUUGAAUUUACCUUUUGUAUUUUUUUUUAAUUCAAAAUUUGUAUGAACAUUAAUAUAAUAUAAUAAUUGUUAGAGUUAUUAUUAUUGAAAAAACAUAAGCGUGUGUUCGACCUUAAUUUGAAAUAUACAAUCAGACGGUAAGUGCGAGGAAGG